AUGCACAUAGGCUCGUCGCUCUGGUUGCACCUCACCAUCGCCCACCGCAUCGAUGUCGCCCCUGUUCAUAGCCGCAGCGUCCUCUCUGUCCGCGUUUCAAAGAUUUUAUUCUAUUACUUCGUCCCAUUCGCUUCCUCUCCCCGAUCCCCUUCCGUCCCACACACGCACUCCCCUCCAUCGCUCACGCAUCCUCGCUCCAACGAGCACGCUCCCUCCCCUCCCGUCUCCUUUGCGCAAUCCCCAUUGUCGCGCACGCUCGCUUCCCAGGGUUGCGGAUUACAAAUUCCUUCCGUCGCCCACGCGCACUCCGUGCCCGCCGCGCGCACUCCCUUCCGCCGCCCCCGCCCAAGACCUUCCCGUCGCCCACGCUCACUCGCUUCCCAUCGCCUUCGCGCAAUCGUUCCGUCGCCCACUCUCACUCACUUCCGUCGCCUGCGCUCACUCCCGUCGCCCGCGCUCACUCCCUUCCCGUCGCCCACGCUCACACCCUUCCCAUCGCCUUCGCGCAAUCCUUCGGUCGCACACGCUCACCCCCGCUCGUCGCACACGGCCAAUUCCCUUCGUCCCACGCUCACUCCUCCCCGUCGCGCACGCUCUCUCCCCAUCCGUCGCCCACGCUCACUGCCCGUACGUCGCACGCUCUCACUCCCUUUUGUCGCCCACGUUCACCCCCCUCCCGUCGCCUUCGCUCACUCUCUCCCGUCCCCUUUCUCCCUUCUCAUCUCCACCCUUUCUCCCUUCUCAUCUCCACCCUUUCUCCCUUCUCAUCUCCACCCUUUCUCCCUUCUCAUCUCCACCCUUUCUCCCUUCUCAUCUCCACCCUUUCUCCCUUCUCAUCUCCACCCUUUCUCCCUUCAGGCUGGAGUUAGAGGAUGGGGUGGACGCGAGGUGGAGGAGUGGGGGCGAGUCGUCGUGCUGAGUCGGGGGCGCCGCGACACCGUGGGAGGCACCAUUUCUGCCCCACCCCUUUCCGCCCCAACCCCUUUCCGCCCCACCCCUUUCCGCCCCACCCCAUUCCGCCCCACCCCAUUCCGCCCCACCCCAUUCCGCCCCACCCCAUUCCGCCCCAACCCAGUCUGCCCCACCCCAUCUCCUCCCCACCCCUUUCCGCCUCACUCCAUUCCGUCUCAACAAGAUCCCCCUGGACAAACGGAAGCGGGUGCUACAGCUGCUGCUGUGCUCGUGCUACAGCUACGCGAGAUGCGGUGCUCUGCGCUGCUCUGGGGCUCUGCGGUGCUGUGCUGUGCUCUGCUUGACGCACACCCAUCCUCUCCUCUCCCCAUCCUCUCCUCUCCCCAUCCUCUCCUCUCCCCAUCCUCUCCUCUCCCCAUCCUCUCCUCUCCCCAUCCUCUCCUCACCCCAUCGUCUCCUCUCCCCAUCCUCUCCUCUCCCAUCCUCUCCUCUCCCCAUCCUCUCCUCUCCCCAUCCUCUCCUCUCCCCAUCCUCUCCUCUCCUCAUCCUCUCCUCUCCCCAUCCUCUCCUCUCCCCAUCCUAUCCUCUUCCAUCCUCUCCUCUCCCCAUCCUCUCCUCUCCCAUCCUCUCCUCUCCCAUCCUCUCCUCUCCCCAUCCUCUCCUCUCCCAUCCCAGGCGAGCAUGACAGACGCCCAGACGACCUGCAUGGACGUGCUGCCUUCGCUUGCUCCUGUUUUCAGCAUGUCAAAGGCCCAGACGAGCCACAUUGCAAAAGGGACAGGAAGAUGGAAACACACAAGACUAUAG
This is a messenger RNA of Closterium sp. NIES-65, 1719 nucleotides long. Lineage: Eukaryota; Viridiplantae; Streptophyta; Zygnematophyceae; Desmidiales; Closteriaceae. The record is from the annotation of a GenBank genome assembly.